Messenger RNA from Yamadazyma tenuis ATCC 10573, 2307 nucleotides. Lineage: Eukaryota; Fungi; Ascomycota; Pichiomycetes; Serinales; Debaryomycetaceae. The record is from RefSeq and is a predicted model, not a curated record.
AUGUCUCAGUCUUCUAUGUACGUACCACUUUCGCCAGCCACAUGUGCUAGUACACCCGCUAACAUCAUCUCCAGCAUCGACCCCCACCAAACCCCUUCGAAUUUGACUUCCACCGCUGUAAAUGGCAAUUCCCAUGCCUCAUCUACAACACCCACCUUUUCUGCAACCGUCCCUACCAAUAAAGGAAGUAGGUCCUACACGUUACCAGAAGCAUUCCAAGUAUGGGAAACAUCCAAGAAUAACAUAUUGGCUCCUAAAACCCAUAUUACCGGGGUCCAGGCCGACGAAUCACUGGAUUCUUCCUCGUUCAAGCACUCGAAGCCCCACCCGAUCUAUCACUUACGCCUCAACGAGACGGACCACGUAACCGCAGACAUGCAGACCCUUUCCUUAGGUGCCAACGAAACUAGCCAGCCAUCACCAGCAGCUCUGGCCCCUGCAUUCGAAGCGAUACACCAGUCAACCCACCAAUUACCUACUCAAACACCUCUGUUAUCGUCGUCCAGCCGUCCAUUGGCACCAACAACGUCUUUAAUUUCCCCUGAUCAGAUUCUCUGGCUCUACUUGGACUCGUCGGGCAAUGAACAAGGGCCGUUUAACGGAGGUUUGAUGCAUUCAUGGUUCACAGACGGAUAUCUUAGUUUGGACUUACAAAUCAAACGCCAGAACCUGGAGUACCACAGUUUAAAGUCGUUUUGUGAGCUUGUGGGAGACUACGUGGCGCCAUUCAAGGUGCCGCUCCCACCUUUACUGCAGGCACCCCAGGCCAACCAACCUCAUCCACUGGAGCAGGUCCCGCAAUUAAGCAAUGGCCUCAACGGGUCGCUUCUUGGCCUGUUGAGCCAGCCGUUCGCACAGCCCAUGGCGUACCAGUUCUCGCCCAUUCCAUCUCUUCUCCAGCACCAGAUCGGCCCCAACCCGGUGUUGACCCGUGGUAAUCUGAACUGGGGUAUCAACGACUUUUCGUCUCCCUCCACUCCUAUCACCGUCAAUACCGGUAUCAGUUCUCAGCCAACAAGCGGCUCCAACGGUUCCCAGCCCGGAGGCCCCAUGCCCAUUUCGCCAUGGACUUCCACUGUCAACUCGCAGUCUCGUGUAAAUUCCCCAUUUGCACCAGUGGUGGAGUCUGCGGACCCGGUAUUGGCCAAUUUGCAUUCGACGGUGGUGACCGGCAUUUUGGGUGACUUUGAUCAGCCCACAACCACCCCUGACCCCUCUGAAUCAGUCCCUGAGUUUGAACCAAUUGUGCAGCCAAAAGUGGUGAUUGCUUCUGAACAAGUGGCUGUUCCCGAGCCAGUUCAAGAACCCAUCGUUCAGCCCCGGGUGGUGAUCCCUGGACCCGAACCUCAGGCAGCCAAACCAGAACCUCCAAAAGAAACCACUCCUAAACCCUCACCAAAAGUCCAGGUUCUCAAACCGGUAUCGGCUGCUGACGUGAAAGCCCCUUGGGCCGCAUCCACCAAGCCAGAGGCAGCUCCCAAAAUGACUUUGAAAGAAAUCCAGCAGUUGGAAAGUGCCAAACUCAAGCAGCAGAAGAAGCUUGAAGCCCAAUUGAAGCUCGAAAAUCAGACUAAAGCUUUGAAAGAAGAGAUUUUGAGGGAAGAAAGAGAAAAGGCAGUUGCUGGUGGGUUACCCACCACUUCUAAUUGGACUACAGGUGGUGCUACCAAUGGCCUGACCAAGGUUAUCAAAACUUUAGCCGAAAUCCAGGAAGAAGAGAGAAAAGCUGCUAGUUUGGCCAAGGGAAAGUCGAAGACGCCUAUCAACUCCAUUGCUGCCCAAAUUGCUUCUUCUUCCCCCGAGGACUCGGGUGCGUGGUCUACUGUCACCAGCAAGAAGGUUGCAAAGAAGGCAUCUACCAGUACCUUGAUCAAGUCUUCUACUACUACUUCCUCGACUAACCCACUGGUGUUGAGAAGUGUUUCUGCGCCGGUGGUAGCUACUUCUCAUAACAACUUUGACACUUUGAGACAAGACUUUGUGAUCUGGGCCCGGUCUCAAAUGACUAACUUGUAUCCUAGUGUGUCAUCCAACGAUUUGUUGGAAAUGUUCAUUUCCUUACCCAAUAACACUGACUCUUCCCAAUUGAUCUCCGAAACCAUCUACAGCUCUUCUGCCACCAUGAACGGCCGUGUUUUUGCCCAAGAGUUCUUAAAGAAAAGACAGCAAACCGAAAGAAUGAUAAGCACUCCCAGCGACUUGAGUGCUUGGUCCCAGGCCAUCAUUGAAAGUGCUGACAGGGUGCAAUUUGUGGAUGAAGAAGGUUGGUCCACCACCAACAAGAAGAAAAAGGGUAGAAAGAAUUAG